AUGCCAAGAAGUCUAAGGAAUCGCGAUCCUGAUGAUUCAAAUCCUAAUGAAAUCACAGAUGAUAAUGGUGUUACUCACACCACCACAAGAUCCUUAAGAAGAAUCAAUUAUUCAGAGAUGGAUAAUAUGUUUGAUGAUGACGAUGAGGAACCUGUCGACCCUACGCCUGAUGCAGAUCAUGAUACAACUGUAAAGAUCGUAGAACAACCAGAUUUUACAUUGCCCUUUAAUACGGAUAAUAAUAAUCAAGAGUCAUCAAAUACUACAAUUAACAACGCGAACUAUGAUAACAAUGAUGAUGAGGAUGAGGAUGAGGAUGAGGAUGAGGAUGAUCUUGCUACUAAUGGGAAAAGAAAUUUAAGGAAAAGAAAGCAAGCACAUUAUGAUGAUGACGAUGAAAGUUUCCAUGAAGAUGAAUUAGAUGACCCAUUAGAAGACGAAGAUGACGAUAACGAUUUGGAUGAUGAGUAUAGUGAAGGAUAUCAUGCCAAGGAUUCAAAGAGAAGACAUGUUGCAGAACAACAGAGAAAGGACAGAAAUUUUGUGGUGCCUGAUCCUGACGAUGAAGCAGGUUUAUUGGUGGGUGACGAUGAAGAUGAAGACGAAGAUGAUGGGGCCCUAUAUUAUUCCAAUAGAAGACGAUCAGGGAGAAAAAUUAAAAAGAGACAUACUCAACAAAUAGAGACUCCGCCUAGAAGAAACCUUAGAAGCACCUCAAUGAAAGCUCAUACCCCUGAGGCUCAAACUGAUGAUGAUGGUUAUAAUGGUAAGCAUGUUACUUUGGCAGAUGAAAUUAGGGAAUUACAGGAAGAUAGUCCAAUUAAUGAGAAAAGAUCGUUACGUGAAAGAACAAAACCUGUAGAUUACACAAUCCCUCCUCCAUUAUCUGCAGCUACAGCAGAACAAUAUCUAACAAGACAAAAAUCAGGAUCAUUUGUAAACCCAUCCCCAGCACGUCGUGGUGGAAGAGCUUGGAAUCUAGGUGGUCCAGUGAGAAGAUUGUUUCCAACAGGUGGUCCAUUUGGUGGUAACGAUGUCACCACAAUCUUCGGACAAAAUACAAACUUUUACGGAAAUACAAAUGGUACGUCUGCCCUUAAUAAAAAUGAUCAAAAUAACAAAUUGAUUCUGGAUUCAGACUCAUCUGAUGAUGAAAUAUUACCAUUAGGUGCAACUCCAAAACAAAAGAAGGAUAAUCCUUCAAAGAAAACGAAAAAGAAACCGGAAAUAGCAGAUUUAGAUCCGCUAGGUGUAGAUAUGAAUAUAACAUUUGAUGAAGUUGGUGGGUUAGAUAAUUAUAUUGACCAACUGAAGGAAAUGGUUACUUUACCAUUAUUAUAUCCUGAAUUAUAUCAAAAUUUCAAUAUUAUGCCUCCAAGAGGUGUUCUUUUCCACGGUCCUCCAGGUACAGGUAAGACACUGAUGGCUAGAGCCCUGGCUGCAAGUUGUUCAUCAGAGUCAAGAAAGAUUACUUUCUUUAUGAGAAAAGGUGCCGAUAUUCUAUCAAAAUGGGUUGGUGAAGCUGAAAGGCAAUUAAGGUUAUUAUUUGAAGAAGCUAAAAAACAACAACCAUCCAUUAUAUUUUUUGAUGAAAUCGAUGGUUUGGCACCAGUAAGGUCUUCUAAACAAGAACAAAUUCACGCUAGUAUUGUUUCUACUAUGUUAGCUUUGAUGGAUGGUAUGGACAAUAGAGGACAAGUUAUUGUUAUCGGUGCUACAAACAGGCCAGAUGCAGUAGAUCCUGCUCUUAGAAGACCAGGGAGAUUCGAUAGGGAAUUCUAUUUCCCUCUACCUGAUGAAAAGGCUAGAGCCACAAUUUUAAAAAUUCAAACAAAAAAAUGGAAUCCACAAUUGCCAGAAAAGUUAGUAGAUGGAUUGGCUAAAUUGACUAAAGGUUAUGGUGGUGCUGAUUUAAGGGCUCUUUGUACAGAAGCAGCUCUGUCGAGUAUUCAAAGAAAAUACCCACAAAUUUAUAGAAGCAAUGAUAAGCUUUCGGUCGAUCCAAAGAAAAUUCAUGUAAAUCACAAAGACUUCAUGCUGGCUUUGAAAAAGAUUAUUCCAUCAUCUGCUAGACAGACUGGAAGUAUAGCAGAACCUUUACCAAAAUCUGUCAAGCCUCUAUUAGAAAGACAAUUUAGUAGUAUUAAAACAGUUUUGAAUGGUAUUCUUUCUGAUGAGAAAUCAAACAAGUCUGGCAAAGAUACGACGAUACAGCACUAUAUUGAUUAUGAGGACUCCGAUUCCGAAAUGGAGGGUUUCACUGUAGGUGGCCUUGAUAAGUAUGAAAUACUUGACCAAAUUAGAGAGUCUCAGAUAUGUAAUCCUCGAAUGUUAAUUACUGGGUCUCAGGGGAAUGGGCAACAGUAUAUAGGUGCUGCAAUCCUGAAUCAUCUGGAACAUUAUAAUGUACAGAAAUUAGAUUUAGGAAGUUUAGCAUCGGAAAGUAAUAGGUCCAUAGAUGCCGCUAUUGUCCAAGGUUUUAUAGAGGCACGUAAAAGACAACCUUCCAUAAUCUUCAUCCCGAACAUUGAUAUUUGGGCAAGAUCUAUCCCUGCAAGUGCAUUGUCUACUUUAUCUAGUUUAGUCAGAUCAUUGAAGAGUAAAGAGAGGAUUUUAUUAUUGGGUAUAGCAGAUAGCCCUGCAGAAGAGUUAAGUUAUGACGAAGCUAUAACACAACUAUACUUCCAGGAUAACAUUUUUAAUAUUGAGAAACCUCAAACAGUAGAGAGAUCAGAAUAUUUCAAAGCAAUUUCGGGCAUCCUUCAGAUGAGACCUACCGAGUUUGUUACUGAGAGGAAAAGAACAAAACCAUUGGAAAAACUUCCAGUAGUUUCUCCUAAUUUAUUACCUGAAAAUUUGGACGAAAAUGGUAGUCCAUUACCAGAAGAUGAAAUCCUCAGAAGGAAAUUAAAGAAAUUCCAGUACCAAGAUAUGAAACUCAAAAAUGUGCUAAAGAUCAAAUUAUCUGGUUUAAUGGAUUUAUUUAAAAACAGAUAUAAGAGAUUUAGAAAGCCAACCGUUGAUGACUCAUUCCUUGUCCACUUAUUUGAACCUUUGGCAGAUCCAAACUAUCAGCCAGCUUAUAUUAAAGAAGGCGAUAUGAUUUUAGAAAUUACUACCGGUAAGAAAUUUUUCAACAUGGAUCUAGAUAUUAUCGAAGAAAGGUUAUGGAACGGUUACUAUUCCGAACCAAAACAAUUCCUGGAGGAUGUAGAGCUUAUCUAUCUAGAUGCAAUGACUGUUGGUGAUAGAGAACGUGUGAUAAAGGCAUCAGAAAUGUUUGCCAAUGCCCAAAUGGGUAUCGAAGAUAUUUCAACACCUGAACUCAUUAAGGAAUGUAAGAUAACAAGAAAGAGAGAUCGCGAAAGGGAGCAACUAUAUAUAAAACAAUUAGAACAGGAGAAGUUAACUAACAAUGUUGAAAGAAACACUAAAGAAGUUGGCCACGAUAUAAAUUCUGAAGUUGCUCCCACAGCAAAUUUUGUUACAACGGAUAAUGUUGGUACCAUUGGUACAAUUGAAGUUGGCACAGGUUCUGGCAAUCAAGUUCAAGUGCAACUUCAAUUAGAUGAGAAGUCAGACAUACCUGGAAGUUCAUUGAUUGAUAAUAGCAAUGAGGUUGAUGUGACAAAACCAGUUGUUAUUGAAAAGCCUGAAAUUCAACCUACGGUGACCUCCAACGAAAUCGUUAUCGAUAGAGCCUCAGGGGGAGAAGAAUUAUCUGUGAAGCCAAAUGAUCAAGAGCAAACUUCAGUCGCUACUCAGAUACCUAUUUCCAACGGUGAUGAAGCUAAUAUUGAAAUAAAAUCAGGAGCUACAGCUGAAAAUUCAGCAGCCAAGGAACAAGAAAAUAAUAGUGUAAUCGCUAGCGAAGAAUUGAAUGAGAAGAUUGGCGAUGAUACCCCUUCAAAAAUAGAAGAUACCAGAGUUGUGACACUAAGUAAAACUCGUCUAGACGACGUGGUAUCAAGUUUAAUCAAAGAAACUGACGAUUUUUCGGUGACAGCUCUUGAAAAUAUUUAUUCCAAGGUAAUUAGAAUCAUCUGGGAGGACAGGCAAUCUUGGGAUAAGUCGGAAACGCUUUCGCAUCUAGAGUCUUACAUCAGCAAGCUCGAUAAAAGAGGACAGUAA
Maudiozyma barnettii is the source of this 4131-nucleotide messenger RNA. RefSeq names its product Yta7p (gene YTA7). The record is from RefSeq and is a predicted model, not a curated record. Lineage: Eukaryota; Fungi; Ascomycota; Saccharomycetes; Saccharomycetales; Saccharomycetaceae. The transcript has a single exon. Gene Ontology annotation, cellular component: nucleus. The coding region runs from base 1 to 4131 and encodes 1376 amino acids. Gene Ontology annotation, molecular function: ATP binding; chromatin binding; histone binding. Gene Ontology annotation, biological process: positive regulation of transcription by RNA polymerase II.